Messenger RNA from Penicillium samsonianum, 1758 nucleotides. RefSeq lists its product as uncharacterized. Lineage: Eukaryota; Fungi; Ascomycota; Eurotiomycetes; Eurotiales; Aspergillaceae. The transcript is spliced from 2 exons. Bases 1 to 1758 code for a protein of 585 amino acids. The record is from RefSeq and is a predicted model, not a curated record.
AUGGUCACAGGAAUAGAGGCAACAGGUGUGGCUCUAGCCAUCCUUCCCUUGGUUGUGAAUCAGCUGGAUAAUUAUGCACGGGGACUCGAAAAGAUAAAGGCCUUGCGACGAUAUAAAUGGCAGCUGGAAGACUUUUCGAGUGGACUUAGUGCCCAGUACGCCAUGAUGGUCAAUACUUUAGAGCUUUCCUUGGAGGGUGUGGUCGACGACCAUGAUCAAAGGUCCGACUUGAUCAACAACCCAAGAGGUCCCGGGUGGAAAGACCCAACAUUCCAAAGUCGACUGACACAAAAGCUCGAUCGGGACUAUGUCCCCUUUACUGGCACAGUACGAGCACUAUGUCGCUUAUUGGAAGACCUUUCCCGCAAGCUCGGGUUAGAGACAGGAGAUUACUGCAACGCGAUAUCAAUAAACCCGUUAAGCGCCCUCAAGUUUCGAAAAGUGUUUAACGCAGCGAUAUAUGAAGACCUGUUAGACAAGAUCGACAAGACAAACCAGAUCUUGAAAACGAUAAGCGAGCAGUCUCAACAUCGCGAACAGUAUCGCAAGGGACCAGCGAGACGAAGAAGAAACCUCAACCGAUACCGAGAAAAGAGAGCCCAUGCAAAUGCUCUCUAUAGUAUCAUCAAAAAAGGCCGAAACUGCUGGAAUUGUUCAUCUCAAGAUGCCCACUUCGUUGCCCUUCAGCUCAACACAGAUUGCAAGGAUAUCACAGAUGACACACACCUUGACCCCCAAAUCACCAGCUUCCAUAUGAUUGUAUCGCCUCCAGAGAACUGUUCAUCCACAAAAGACCGAAGGCGCUGGCAUGAAAUCAAAGUGCAAACUGAUCGAAGUGCCCAAUGGCCCCGCACCUCACGAGACUCCGAUUCAGGAGUUCAACGGUUAACUCGAGCAUCCAAAGUCCAUUUCGAACUGCCAAGAACAAAAUGCAUGGAAAACGCUCAGCCAACACCAACGUCUCUGGGUGGGUCGUCUAGCGCCGGUCUAUGUUCCGCAUUUGAUCAGGUUAAUAUAACAUCGCCGAAUUCCAGUUCCGAAUCCAUUGAUUACAUCUUCGGAAACAAGGCCACAGAGACGGGGUACUGCAUCAGCCUAGUUCGCACUAUUCAACAUGAAAUACAUCUCCAUUCUUUACAACAAACCCUUCUUGGCUCUCCAUCCACCCCUGAGUCCCCCAUCCAAACCUCAGAGGAGUUGAGCCGCCGAGACAGACUCUACCUUGCAACACAACUCGCGUGCAGCCUCCUCGAGCUACACGGAACCUGGCUCCAGCAACACUGGGGAACGAAAGAUAUUUUCUUCCUCCGUGGUAAGGGAUCUCAACUCUCACAAUACGAACGCCCAUAUCUCUUGCGCACAGGUCUGAAUGUACCCGAAACAGACGCAAAUGGGUUGGCUUACCGAGUACACGAUGGUCAAGACUCUAGUCGACACUCGAAUAAAACGCUGUUUCCUCUUGCACUGGCAUUGAUAGAGUUGUCCCUAGGAAAGGCAAUAUCAUCCCUGCGUCGGCCUGAAGAUGGAGAGGCUUCGGAGGAUAUGUCUAUCCUCAACACUGUAACAAGGUUGCUGCGAACGGUAUAUUGGGAAAGUGGGUCAAAUUAUGGAGACGUUGUCAAAGAGUGUUUGUAUUGGUCUCGAAGUAAAGGUGAUGGGUUUGAGGAUCCUUCCUUUGACGAGUCGGUGUUCGACACAAUUGUGGCCCCUCUACUGAAAGACUAUGACUACUUCGAAGGCCUGUCCAUGAGAAUGUAG